GUCGGGAGAAAAGGCCGCGUUUGUUCCCGGCUCCUUCAGUGCCGUGUCCUGCGGAACACGGAACCGCCUUUGAGCUGUAAAUCCGCGGGAGGGUGAUUCCCGUUGGCAUUGCUGGACAGCAGGUGGUGAUACCGGCUGAGGUAGAAGAAACACUGAAGCGAAUUCAGAGCCAGAAAGGAGUGCAAGGAAUCAUUGUUGUUAAUUCUGAAGGUAUUCCUAUCAAAAGUACUAUGGACAACACCACAACCAUUCAGUACGCUGGCCUAAUGCACAGCUUCAUCAUGAAGGCAAGGAGCACCGUGCGAGACAUUGAUCCCCAAAAUGACCUCACAUUCCUGCGGAUCCGCUCCAAGAAAAAUGAAAUCAUGGUUGCUCCAGAUAAAGACUACUUCUUGAUUGUCAUCCAGAAUCCAACUGAAUGAUCACACUAACUUGAUCUGCUUUUCUCCCUUUGCCCGACUUUUCCUUUUUUCUUUUUUAAUUUAAAGCUAAAGAGUAGAGCUCUGGUGUUAACUCUGCUGUGCCACUUCUUUGGUGUUAGGGAAGAACAAAAGCAGGUGUUCUUGUUGUCUGUAUGUUUUUUACAUACAGCAAAAGUGGCUUCUUUUGGUAUCACUUUGGUGUCGUUUUGAGGAGAUGGGGAAUUAGAAUCUGGUGACCUUGGAAGUAAAAAAAGUAAAAUAAAAGUGCGACAGAUUCUUUUUAUAGUUGAUGAGAUAACAUAAACUAUCCUAAUAGUGUUCUAAACGAUUCUUCUCUGUACAUUUCCAUGAUCCUGUCACCACUAUUUGAGUUAAGCUCUUACACUGUUACUUCUGAAUGACUGUAAAUAUGAAACUUUCCUGUCCUGCUGUUCUCUCUUGUUUUAUAAGUUACUUUGAACAAGUCUGGUCAUAUUAAAUUACGAAAGUGUCAGCAGUGAUGGCUUUUGUCUUGUUUUUUCCCUGUCUUGUAAGGAGUUGAAUUAUUGUCGUGAUUGUUUUUUUUUUCUUCAAAAAGUAGAACCUUUGUAGGGCGUUUUUCCUAUCUGUUGCUGCUUCUGAACAGUGAUUCACUUCAAAUACCUGUACUGCAUGCUUACAACUGCAGGCAGAGCGUUUCUCCAUCAUGUCUCUUUGUUGUCUCAGGCAGCAGGGAGAGGUGCUGUGACUGAGUGCAGACAUCCAGGCUCUUUUGGAGCUCUCAGCUGUCACAGCUCAGGAACUGCUUUCAUCUGAUCCUUCGCUCUCGUCAUUUGUUUUUUGGUUCAUGUUAUUAAAGAUAAAAAAAAUGUUAUCUGGUCCCUCUGAAAUAAUAAAGGGAUUGUUUUUUUGUAGCCUUGAAGAAGUCUUGUAACUGCAUGCAGAGUUCAAGAAUUUGUGCCCAGUGUUUGUGUCACCAAUGUGUGUCCCUCCUGGCAGACACAACUCUGCCUUGUACUGAAAUGUCCCAGUGCUCUGCAGAAUGUCACGGCCCACAUUAAAAAAUGAUGCAUCUUA
Molecule: messenger RNA, 1478 nt
Organism: Coturnix japonica (Japanese quail)
Lineage: Eukaryota; Metazoa; Chordata; Aves; Galliformes; Phasianidae
Source: RefSeq, a predicted model, not a curated record